Molecule: messenger RNA, 6965 nt
Organism: Anneissia japonica
Lineage: Eukaryota; Metazoa; Echinodermata; Crinoidea; Comatulida; Comatulidae
Exons: 3
Coding region: 690-2525 (611 amino acids)
Biological process (GO): transmembrane transport; amino acid transport
Cellular component (GO): plasma membrane
Molecular function (GO): amino acid transmembrane transporter activity
Source: RefSeq, a predicted model, not a curated record
CCCGCUUGGACUCCCCUGUCAGGGAAUUUCCAGCAAGAGGUCUCGGGGAAAAUUGAAAUCCCGACCGCCGAAAGUACUAUUUAAGUAUGCCUUACUAAGCUGUCAAUUUAGGGAUUAAAAACUGUUUAGUGCGAGCAGUGCUACCGUAUGUACGAGGUGCUGUAUACUAGCACGAUCGUAUGGGUUGCGGUGGUAAAGCCAGAUCUUCUCCGACAGGGGGCUGGUACCUCCGACAAGUGGUAAGUACCCCCGACAGGGGGCCUCUUGACCUGCAUGGUUUUCUAUCAAUUUAUCAUUUUAAAUAAAGAAUAUUCAAUACAAUUUUUCUCCGAGGAGGAGGAGGGGGAAAACCCCUUGUCGGGGAGCUUGGACCCCUCUUCGGAGAAUUCCUGGCGCCGCCUCUGCAAAUAUUGACAUAGCUUGUAAAUUUGACCUAUUUUUAAAUUUCUGAUUUCAUCGGCUAUUGUUAAAAUUAAGCUUUGCUACGGCUUUUAUUUGACCUAAUAUUAAGCACAGUGUAACCGGUAAUGCACUAGUGCCCAUGAAUAAGCACUUGAAUAACUGACAAACUCGAUUGUAUUUUUCAAGCAUCACUUAACAAAUUGACUAUUAUUUAGGCCUAUAAUACCGUAGCCCCAAUGCCAUACCUUUCACCACCACUUGUUUGGAGAUAGAGUCAAUCUGUAAUAAUGGAGUUGCUGAGAGGUUUCAAAGAAAAUGUUAACCGUCGCAGGAUUUUACGUGUCAACACGUUGGACACCGACUUAAAGCGAUAUAUGACAACAUUUGAUUUGACCUCUUUAGGUCUAUCUCAUAAUAUGGGUAUUGGUAUAUUUAUAUUGGUCGGUUCUGUAGCAAACACUUUAGCAGGCCCAGCCGUCACUCUUUCUAUCUUGAUAGCAGCGAUCUGUGCCCUACUGUCUGCUCUCAAUUACGCAGAGUUGAGCAGUCGAGUCCCGAGAUCUGGAAGUGCAUAUGUAUAUGUAUACAUGGUGGCCGGUGAGAUAUGGGCUUUUGUCAUAGGUUGGGCAAUGAUUUUGGAAUAUAUGGCAGCUACUACUAGCGUUGCAUCUACCUUUUCCAUGAUACUUGACACAACUUUCAAUGGAUUUAUGAAGAAUAUCACAGUUGAUUUGUUGCUGCGUGGACACGAAUGGCAGUCACCCUACUUCGUUCAUUACCCAAAUAUAAUAGCCGGUAUGUUCAUCUGUUUAUAUACUCUUGUACUAUUAUGUGGUAUCAGCAGUUUCUCAAAGUUUAUAAAUGUUAUGAUAUAUUUCUUGAUGGCAGUUUUGAUUGUGUUCAUCGGAUACAGUUUGCAGUAUAUCGAUGUAUCAAAUUGGAGCAACUAUGGAGGAUUUAUGCCAACUGGAAUGCUAGGUGUAAUAGCGGGAGCUGCAAAACUAUUUUUUCUUUUUGGAAGUUUUGAAGUCAUUUGUACAUCAAGUGAAGAAUGCAAAGAUCCUAUGAAGAGUAUACCAAUUGCACUGGUAUUGUGUAUUGUAGUCUAUGCUAUUUUUGCAAUUGCAUCUGGAAUGUGCCUUACUUUGAUUGUUCCUUGGACGGAAAUCAAUCAUUUUUCACCCAUUCCAGAAGCGUUUAUGCAAUAUGGAGACGUAUUUCCAACAUACCUGAUAACCAUAGGAAUCCUUUUUGGGAUUACAGGGUGUGGACUCACAAGUAUGUAUGGAGUCACCAGACUUACCUAUGCAAUGGCAGUUGACAAACUUCUGUUUUCGUUUCUAGCAAGUGUCUCUCGCAAUCAAGUACCUAUAGCUUCAACAAUUGUCUCGUUUGUAGUAACAUUUUUCGUCGCCUUACUUAUACCAUUUGAUUCCCUUGUCGAUCUAUUGAAUAUCGGUAGCAUUACGUCAUACCUUGUUGUGGCUGCAUUAGUGGUAAUUCUCCGCUACAGGCCUGUUCAAGAAAACAGUAUGUUCUUCAAAAUAGACAAGGGGGAGACAGCCUCGGAAAAGGAAAAUGAACCAGUAAUAAUAGGCGGUACAUUGAAAGAGAAAUUCAAAUAUCUGCAUUUUCUUGAAAGUCAGAUUCCAGGACGAGUGGUAGUGAUUUGUCUUGCCAUAUUCAUCAUAUGUUCAUGGUGUUUUUUGCUUAUUUUCUUCAAAUAUUCAACACUCAUAAAUAAAGGACUAACCCUGAUUUUGAUGUCAGUACUCUCUAUAAUAUCGAUUGUAAGUGUUGGUAUCAUACUGCUGCACCAUAAAAAUAACGACGACCCCCCUAUAAAGGUUCCAUGGGUUCCGUUUGCUCCAUUUAUCUCUAUCCUGUGCAACAUUUGUCUCUUGGUGAAUAUUCCAGCCGAAUCCUGGUCGAAAUUUCUUGUCUGGUUGUUAGCAGGUUUGAUUAUAUAUUUCUGCUAUGGUUACCAUCACAGCAACGCAGUGGUCGACACAAAUGCUGCGAUUCCGAAACAAGAUUCCUCACCUCUGUUAAAUGAUAGUGAAGAAAUUUCUAAUUUUGGAACAACAGAGAUGGUUGAUUUACGACCUCAAGAAAAAAACUAAAUGGGGAAAGGUACGAGAAUACAGAAACUUAUAUCUCGCAGCGUCAUUGUGCUGAAUUGCGUAUGGGUGCAGUGGUCCAUGACUACCAGCCGCCGUAAAGAGGCCCCUACAUGUUCACAUCAUUCCACAAUGACAGGGGCUGAAAUAAACCAUAGCAUCAUCAACAUAUACUCUCGAACAAGUGCACAUGAGCCAGAUGACGUGUUAACUUGACCUCUAUUUUAAGUCCUUAUCCGAGAAGACCUGGUUUUACCAAUCGAACCCUGGUCGAACGGAACGGCUCGAUCCAGCACCGAUGUUAAGGCUACAGUAGCUAUAGCGGCCACUCGAUUCGCCCGAUAAGUGCAUAUGGCACCCUUCUAAAAUCGGAAGGGGUCCACAUUUGUAAGACAGUCGAGAAUGUACCGAAUAAACAUUUUCAUUUUUUGUAGUAAUGAUAAAUAGAAAAAUACCAUAUAGUAUUUAAGUAUAGGAUUGCCACUGGGAUGAGGUUGGUUUUGCGGGAGUGGAUCCAACUGGGGUCAGGUGCAUGGGAUCACAGUUUCAUUCUCUUUACCAACGGCAAUCUUAAUGCCCGAAUACAGGCUUAACGAUAGAUUGUUGGAAAAAUAUUUGAAAAAAAAAUUAAGAUUACCUGUUAAUCCUUAUUACAAAAAUAAUAAUAUAGGCCUAUAUAUUUUUUAUUUAGUACAUUCUCGACUGUCUUCUAAUUUGGACCCUGUGCAACGCAUUUAAUAUCAUAAUGGAUGUAUUUUUUACAUUUGUUAGUAUCGAGCCUGAAGGGCUCGGCCAAAAGAAUGGAAGAAUAAUAGUUAAAAUAAUAAUUAACAACAAAUAAAGGUUAAAAACAAAAAAAAGAAAGAUUAAUAGAGUAUUUCUUUUUUAUUAGGCUAUUUGGUAUUAGCAGCACACAGGCAAAUCUUUCUUCCAAAUUGUAGUACAAAUAAUUGUAUGUAUUGCCAAUAGCGUCUUGUUCUCUCUUUACGGGUCCACAGGUGUCAUCUUGGUUUUGUUAGAUUAGUCAUCAGCGUUUGAUACAAUUGAUCACGCUUUAUUGCUGAACACUCUCAAAGAAUCUUUUGACAUUUCUGACAAUAUCUCCAUUUACUAUAGUACUCUUACCUUGAUUCCAGGUCUUAGUGCUAAUGUUGGGUCUAAAUUUUCCAACACACUGUUUUUCUUUAAGCAUGGUGUUCCGCAAGGUAGCGUACUUGGGCCCCUUUUGUUUAUCUGCUACACUUCUGGCCUUUCUAACAUCAACAAGGCAUUAAAUUUCAUUUGCUGAUGAAACAUGUUGAUCUUAAUAACUCUACUGACAUUGCAUCGACUCUUUAUUCAAUAGUCUUGUAUUUCUUCCAUUAUCAUAUGGACGACUACAAUGAAACUCACGAACAACAGAACUACUUACUAUACUUCCAAAAUCUAGACUGAGCAUUUUUUUAUUCCCCUAAUUCAGAUAUCCUUAGAGGGUUUCAAUACCGUCGUCAACUACUACACGUAAUUUGGGUGUACUGUUCGAAAAUCAUUUUACCUGUAAACCUGGAUAUUUUCACCUUAGACGAAUUUAAUCUGUUCGUCUAUAAAUUUCACCUUUUGUAGCUGAAUCACUCGUCCAUGCUUUUAUCACCACUAAAAUUCAUUUCUGUUAACUCUCUAUUAAUGUGGGACUUAUACUAUGUUUCAGAACUCAGCAGCACGUGUUGUCUGUCUCACUAAACUUCGAGACUAUAUUUCACCUAUCCUGAAAGACCUUCAUUGGCUACCGAUAAGAAAAAGUCUAAACUUUAAAAUUAUUCUACUCACUCAUAAAUGCUCAUAUGGAUAUGCUCCACACUAUCUUUCUUCAUCAAUCUCACAACAAUUAUCUUUACGUUCCACAGGACUGUCAAAUUCUCAGAGGUUAUCUGUUAACAGUAUGCUGCAUGUUCGUACUGGCGAACAGUCUUUUUCUUUUGCCGCUCUAUAUUAUACAAACUCUCCAGAUUUAUUAUCAGGCCUUGGUCAAUGCACAUAACUAUAGAAUUAUUUUAAAAUAAAUCACAGAGGGCUCCCAUUGUUCUCUAUUCAGCGCCUACAACUUUUCCAAUAAGGCAACUGAUUAUUAUGUUUAUUACUAUUUUUCAAUUUCUAUCUAUGAAAUCUAUGAUUUUGUGUAUAAUUUAAAUGUGUUAUAAAAUUAUUUUUUAUUACUGUAGGCCUAUUAUUUUUAAUUAUUUAGUUCGUGUUAUUAGCAUUGUAUCGUACAAUUUAUAAUUACUCUAGUACUGGUAGGUUGUAUAGUAUUUAGGAAUUUUAGGAAUUUGAUAUAAUUACAUUGAACUCUAACCUCUGGCUGUUUUCAGGGAGAAAAAGAAAGUCUGUCAUAUCUACAGAUUGUGGGACUGUAAAAUAGAUUAUAUUAAAUAAGCAUUUCAAACUCCUAAAUUGUUGGAAGUUUCAAGAGUUGAGACAUCAGGACGUAUGUCUUUACAGUGUCCUUUUGUGGGACCUUUAGCAACAAUAUCCAAGCGCAAAAGUGCAUUAUUUAAAAGUGAUAAACUGAUUGAAGUAUUCAUAUUUGUGUCAUUUUUUAAAUAAUAAAUUUACAGUGCAGUUGAAUAUCUAUUUUACAAUCUUUAGUCUUGUAAUUAAAUGUUGUCAUUCUGAGUGAUUGUAUUUUAUUCUUAAAAAGAAAUUAAAGAUUUAUUCAUAAUCUUUCUAUUUUAAAAUAAUCAAUUUAUUCAUUCAUUUCUAAUAACAGAAACUCAAAUACCAUCGAAACCUAAUAGAUACUAUGCAAAUACACAGCGAAGUUUAGAUAUAAUAUUCUGUGAAAAAUAUAUCGCUCUAAAUAGCAGUAAAUAAUGAAAUAAAAUGGAUAAAAAUGUAUCAGGGGUCAUUUACAGUACUUGAUGUAAAAAAAAAAAAGGAAAAUGACACCCGGUUCUAACUAAACGAUCUGAUAAGUAUCAGUUCGGUGACAAAUAAUAGUCAGGAUAGUCAUGAUGACGUCACCAAAACUGAUUAGGGGAUUCUGAUCAGAUGAUUGAUGACUGGUGCGGGCACAGAAUAGAAGUGUAUCAGCAUUUUAUUUGUCGCUGAAACCAACGAUAAUAAAUAGAAAAAGAUAGAGCAGUUCGCGAUAUAGUGGAACGCCCCCAUGAGAGCAAUUUUCCUCCAUCCGAGUGUCGGCGCUUUAUCUUUGAUUGGUUGGAUAACUCUUUGAUUCGUUUGUUUUCAUUAGUUUCUCCACUUUAUGAAAUAAUUUUCCUCCAUUCUAGAGAGGGCGGACGUUCCAUCAAAUUUAAUGCAAACUACGCGAAGAGCUAAUUCUUCUGCUAUUUAUGUUCUUUGCCGAAACUAUCAUUUAGGUAGAAUCGGUUGAAAAUAAUGCUUGGCUGCAGUUUUUUGAGAUAUAGUACAAACAUUUUAAAAAUUGAUUCACAAACCCAGAUUAACCAACCCAACACAAUGAAUGCACGCCAUCGUGUCAGGAUUCAAUAUUUCGACAUUAAUUUUGUCAUCAUCAGGAAUGAUGACAUAAUUAAUGUCGAAAUAUUGAAUUCCGACAAGAUGGCGUGUAUUUCGAUACUUGGAGUAUAUCUUAUCUGAGAUUAAUAUUUUCGGUUUCAACACAAGGACAUUAUGUACAUUUAAUAUACUGUAUAUACUGUAUGUAUUCGAAUGAAUGCCCCAUUUUAAAUAAAAUCCUCCACCCUUUGAAUAAACACCCCUUCAGAAUCUCAUUUAGAAUAAAUGCCUCCCUCGAAUAAACGCCCCAAAGCAUUUAGUUUUUCCUCAAAUACAUGCCUCCUAAAAGACUGCAAACAAAACUAAAUGGAAGCAAAAUCAUUGUUAACACAUUCUAUUAAUGUUCUACUCCAGUAGCUGGUUGGGAUCAGUAAGUCUUUAUGAUAAUGCAAUAACACAUUUUGAUGAUAAUUAUGUGUUGCUUACAGUGAGAUUCAUUUGAGUACAAGUAUCCAUUGAGUACAUAAACCAAAAAAUAAUCUCCUCCCUCGAAUAAACAUCUCCCCCUCAAAAACCCUUCUCAAUAAUAAAUGCUUCUCAUUUCUCACCGGAUAUAAAUAUGGUAAUUAUAUAUAAUAAUACGGUACUUUAAUAUAAUUAUUAAUUCAGAUAGGACCCUGAUAAUAAAAUAAGCUUCUGUGGUUUUAGAGUGGUUUUAAGCCUACAGUAUAUAGUCCACAUAUACCCAAUUUUUUUUUAUUCAUCAUUUGGCCAUAUAUAUAUAUUGCUAAACACACUUUUUCAGUAGCAAACCUUUUUACAAGACAAAUGCACACCAGAUUCUUUACAAAAAAUAAGGCUCAUUAUGAAUGCGAGCGAGUUGUUUUGGAAGGCAAGACUCUUACGCCGUCCUAUACAACACUCUUCUUCAAUCAGUCUAACAAAUUAUAUAAUAUUAAUAAAUAAUAUGUGGCGAAGACAAGCCAAACU